GCACUGCCAUUACUCAAUUGAGAUCCUCAUGAGGCCAACACAGGACCUCACAACGUGCCAAACCGCGCGCAAAUAGCACGCGUUCCGAAUUUGAAUUUUCGAAAUUGGGAUUGGCCGUUAUGGUGCUUCCGAAGACCCUGGGUUUCUUGCUGGUGUGCCUGGCGCUGGUCGAGCUGGGCGCCGCCAGGCGUGGUCGCACUAGGAGCAGGACAAAGUCUAAGGUGCAAAUUGGGUUGCCGAUCACAGGAAAAUACAGGGACCCUGAGUCCGAUCAAUAUUACAACAACAAUGAUGGCGCGAAAAUACUGCUAGCCUCGCACUUCGACCUUGAGUACGUGUUGGGUCACAAGAUAGCGUUCCUCUGCAUCGCCAAGGGAUCCCCACGACCGCACAUCACCUGGUUCAAAGACGGGACGGAGAUAUUCGCCCAUCACUAUCUACAUAUCCACGAAUGGCCAAUCGAUGAAGACCGCGUGAAGUCUAAGAUCGAAAUCGACCCGGCGACCCAGAUGGACGCCGGCGUGUACGAGUGCACCGCCGACAACAUGUACUCCAUCGACCGGCGCUCCUUCAAGACCGACUUCUCCAUCGCCUUCGACUAAACGCCUUUCGGAGUAGAGAGUUUGCGCGGUAGAGCUUUAUGUAAUCUCAGGGGGUGAAUCUCUGAAUAGACGAACGAAUGAACAAGUAAUCGGCACGCUUAUUGCUUGUCAAUUCUCGUUCGUACGUUCGCCGAUUAAGAGAGUGACACUCCUGCUAUAGCCGCCGUACCAACGUCUUUUAAAGCGAUAAGU
Messenger RNA from Plutella xylostella (diamondback moth), 794 nucleotides. RefSeq names its product immunoglobulin domain-containing protein oig-4. NCBI's taxonomy places the organism in Eukaryota, Metazoa, Arthropoda, Insecta, Lepidoptera, Plutellidae. Gene Ontology annotation, biological process: homophilic cell-cell adhesion. Gene Ontology annotation, cellular component: plasma membrane. The record is from RefSeq and is a predicted model, not a curated record.